Asparagus officinalis (garden asparagus) is the source of this 892-nucleotide messenger RNA. Its product is annotated as histidine-containing phosphotransfer protein 2-like. Gene Ontology annotation, cellular component: cytoplasm; nucleus. Gene Ontology annotation, biological process: phosphorelay signal transduction system; cytokinin-activated signaling pathway; phosphorylation. The record is from RefSeq and is a predicted model, not a curated record. Lineage: Eukaryota; Viridiplantae; Streptophyta; Magnoliopsida; Asparagales; Asparagaceae. The coding region runs from base 56 to 541 and encodes 161 amino acids. The transcript has 6 exons. Gene Ontology annotation, molecular function: histidine phosphotransfer kinase activity; protein histidine kinase binding.
ACCCCUGACCCCCGCUCUCUCCCUCUCUCUCUCUCUCUCAAAGGCGCCAUCUUUGAUGCUCGAACCCUCUUUCCACUGGACAAAAGCUUUGGCUCGCUGCUUUGAUCGCGAUCGAGAAUGGGCGGCGAUGAGCCCGAGGAGGAGGCAGCGGAUGCAUUUGGCGAACUCGAUGAUCGCGGAGGGGUUGCUUGAUCAGCAGUUCAACCAGCUGCUGAUGCUGGAGGAGGACGGGAGCGGGUUUCUGGCUGAGGUGAUCAAGUUGUUCUGUGAUGAUUCUGAGAGGAUGAUGUCUGAGCUCAGCAAUUUGCUAGAUCAGGAUGUUGUGGACUACCAGAAGGUGGACUCUUUUGUUCACCAGCUGAAGGGAAGCAGCUCAAGCAUCGGUGCACAUAACAUCAUGGUGGCUUGCGUGCAUUUCCGUCAAUAUUGUGAAGUACAUGAUAAACAAGGGUGCUUGAGGGCAUUAAAUAUGGUUAAGCAUGAAUAUUAUCGUUUGCAGGCAAAAUUUAGCAUUUUGGUGCAGCUGAGCAGAGACUUUUAAACUGUGAAGCCAAACAGCUAAAUUAAAAGACAUAAGUGAUAAAAAGAAUCUGACAUCUGCAGGCACUGUGUAUCUUCACGAGUUGUAAUGUUGUAGUAGAUUAUUUAUAUACCAAACUGGAGAAGAUUAAGCGUAUAAUAGCCGUACAAGGUCUGUAUGUUCCAUAUCAACUAUCCUUCUUUUGACAAACUUUGUGUACUCGUGCAGCAUGGUCAUGGGAAGUACUUUGGGUGUAAAGUAAUUUAUAUUGUUGUAUGUGUCAUUUGAAGUGUAAUUGUAUGAGUUUAGACGUGUCCUGAAUGAUCUAGUUACUGAUUAAGGAAGAGGAUUUUGAACCUUAGUGUGUCCGCA